AUGGCUUCUCAAAGUAUUGCAUCUAAUGGCUCGACCGCCUCAGCCUCAGCCAGCAUCGACAAGUCUAAUGUACUCCCAAAGCUCAUACCUCGAUCACAGAGAAAGUCUUCCACUCCAUCAACAUCAGAAUCUGCUCCUCAAACACCUCCGUUGCCUGAGCCUCCUCAACCCGACUCCAUACAUUUUACCACUCCGGUCAAGCGUAUCCUCUCUUCCUCUGACCAUGAGAAAUUCAUCAAGUCUCCGACUUAUACCUUGAUCCAAGCCUGGAUAUUUACGUUGUCAGACUGCGUUCGAGGACGGCCCAUUUCCUCCGUUGACCAUCAGCAUUUGUCAAACCCAAUCCGGCGCCUUGAUGCUGUGCUCGAUGUGGUUGAGAAGCUCAUCGACCAGUACCCUCCUCUUGACACGGGAUCGAGAUUCGGGAAUCCGGUAUUUCGCAGUCUGCAUAAGGCCAUCGUAAGAGAUGUUGAGAGAAUCCAUAAAGAGAUGCUUGGUUUGGAGAAUGAAGCGGCCAUACAGGAGAUCUCCGUCUAUGUGAUUCAUUCCUUUGGCUCGGAGGAACGACUCGAUUACGGCUCGGGCCACGAGUUGAAUUUCAUGAUGUGGCUGCUGUGUCUCUACCAACUACGGCAGAUUCGCCGCGAGGACUUCCCAUCUCUGGUAUUGCACACGUUCAUGCGAUACCUUAACUUGAUGAGGAGGAUUCAGAGUACAUACUAUCUCGAGCCGGCUGGCAGCCACGGUGUAUGGGGACUCGAUGACUACCAUUUCCUACCAUUUUUGUUUGGAGCGAGCCAGCUCAUCGGGCACUCGUACAUAACGCCGAAAUCCAUUCACAACAAUGUCGUUUUGGACGAGGAAGGAGAUAACUACAUCUACCUCAAUCAAGUGCGGUGGGUGGAUAGUGUCAAGACGGUGAAAGGCCUCCGAUGGCACAGCCCAAUGCUUGACGACAUCUCAGGCGCAAAAAGUUGGAAGAAGAUCGAGGAAGGUAUGAGGAAAAUGUUUGUCAAAGAAGUGCUAGGCAAACUCCCCAUCAUGCAACACUUUCUCUUCGGGGGCCUUAUUCCCGGGACAGGAGACAUGGGCCAACUGGAUCCCGAGACGAUUCGACAGCAAGCGGAAAGGAUGCAGCAUGUGAAGGCGUACGGCCAUGAACCUGACUACUGGGGCGACUGCUGCGGUAUCAAAGUGCCGAGUACAGUUGCGGCAGGAGAGGAAAUGCGCAAACGAAUGGGUAUGUCGGGCGCACUACGGCCGAUACCUUUUGAUUAG
Messenger RNA from Capronia epimyces CBS 606.96, 1278 nucleotides. Its product is annotated as peptidylprolyl isomerase. Gene Ontology annotation, cellular component: nucleus; protein phosphatase type 2A complex; cytoplasm. Lineage: Eukaryota; Fungi; Ascomycota; Eurotiomycetes; Chaetothyriales; Herpotrichiellaceae. The coding region runs from base 1 to 1278 and encodes 425 amino acids. The transcript has a single exon. The record is from RefSeq and is a predicted model, not a curated record. Gene Ontology annotation, molecular function: protein tyrosine phosphatase activator activity; peptidyl-prolyl cis-trans isomerase activity. Gene Ontology annotation, biological process: mitotic spindle organization.